UACACAUAGCUUAGUAUUUUCUCUACAUAUUUCAUAUUAAUAUUAUAUCAUUAGAGAAUAAUAUCCGUUGAAAUUUUUGAAGAAAUUAAAAAAAAGAUCUUUGGGACGCAUUUCUGGGACAAAAUCUUUGUAGAAUUUGAUAUUUCUAAAUGAAAAAAAUAGACACACAGAAGCGCGAUAGAAGGAUGAGGGAGAAGUAGGAGAGAGAAAGUUUGAGUUUGUGUGCAACAGUGGAAAAUGGUCAGAGCACAGAGAAAAAGAGGUGGCUGUGAGUGUUAUUUUUUUCUUCGAUCUCUACUUGUUGCCCUAAAUCGCCGAAGUUCUGCGGUGCAAGGUAUUUUGCUUGGCAUCUGAAAAAUUGUUUUUCAUUUCCCAAUCUUUCGCAUGAUUGUUUCUUUUUUCUGGGUGGGCCCCUUGUGCCAUGGGCGUCGUCAAGAUUAGGCGCCAGGGGCCUGGGAAAGAUAAUCAUGUUCAACAUUUUCCUUUGAACUAUAUGCUAGAUGAGAUUGAGCAAGAUGAUAGAUUUCCAUCUGGGAAAGAUCAUAGUGACGAUCCUGAUGAUUCUGAACUGUCUGAUGCUGGCUAUGAGUAUGCCUUGGUCAAUGAUCAGACCUCCAAUAUUCCUUAUGAACUUUAUGAACUUCCAAAUUUGAAGGAGAUUCUCUGUCUGGAAACUUGGAAUUUGUAUUUAACUGAAGAAGAAAGGUUCCAUCUAGCUGCUUAUCUUCCAGAUAUGGACCAGGAAACAUUUGAGCUUACAAUGAUAGAAUUGCUUAGUGGUGCAAAUAUUUUUUUUGGAAGCCCCUUGGAAAUGCUCUUUCAUAGACUUAAAGGUGGAUUUUAUUCGUUGCAAGUGACUCAACUUAGAGAAGGAUUGAGAUUCUUACAGGAAAGAGGAUAUCACCAUUCUUUGAGAUCUUAUCAUGAGAGUAUAUCUCAGAAGUUUGUGGAGAUGAGAAAGGCCUGGAGAAAUUGCCAACCAAAUACUAGUGUUGAGGAACGAGUUCAAAUUUGGAAGAAUAAGAAAAAACAAAAGCCUGCGUUUUUGGUUGACCUCAAUGCGUCUCCCCAUGACGGGGAGCUUUCAUGUAGGGGUGUUAAAAAGGUUAUGGGACUUCCGGCACUGAGAAAGACAACAUUUAUGAAUGAAGAGGCUAUCACUCAUAUUCCUGCAGUGGAUUGGAACAUCGCGACAUUGAACAACAGGACAAAGGCUAAGGGUGUAUUGAAAAUAAAGACACCUGAGAUUAGCUCAUUACCAAAGCAAGUUCUUCUAUCAUUGCCUACAGAGUCUUUGGAACCAUUUAGGCGGCCACCAAAAGGUGUACUUAAGAUAAAGCCUAAAGUCUAUCACACUAGUGUUGCAGAAAGACCAAGGACAACUGCAGUUUCUCCUGAUCAGGGUUUACCUAGCAUAUUUGGUGUUCACGCAUCUAAACUCUCUCCUUCACAUUCUGCUUCCCAGUGGCAAGAGGAGAACCUAACUAAGAAGUUAAACUAUGUGCAUAAGUUGGUCAGAGCAGGAAGUGUUUAUAGAGAAUCUCCAACACAUGAGCUUACUAAAGAUCAACAAAGUGAGGUUACUGUAAAUAUUGGUUCUAGACUAUUUGAUAAUGCACAAAUUUCCCUGAGAAAGAUGAAACCGGUAAAAGACAUGAAAAUGCCCUCUGAUGACUCUAGUGAUUUUAGAGAGUGCUUUGAUGGUCAGCUAAAGGGUGAUCCCUGGCGAACCUCUUCUGGCUUACACCAAUCAGCUCCUGAUACUAACCAAAGGAAGCUAAUGCUAUUUCAUACCAAUGUGUCCGAAGCAGUAUCAAGGAACUUGAUUAUUGCAGAUGAUUAUAAGAUUUUUCCAACAAAUCCUGACCAUUCAGAGCAUCAGUAUAGGGAUAAAAAGGAUGGUGAGGGUGUUGAAAAAAGCCACAUGUUUCCCAUAACAUACAAGAGAAAAAAACCACAUACGAAGCUUAGUGCUCUUCAGAACCAAAAAAAGCCAUCCAUGGUAGCUAGCAUGGAACCUGCAGUUCCAGUUGGAGCCAAUUUUAAUCAAAUGGAGAAAACUAAGGCUAUAAAAAUAAGAGUGAAGGGCUGGAACGAGUUCAACUCUAAGUACAAACAAGGGAUGCUGGAUGGUCAGCAUCAUGGUUCUCCUUCCACCUAGGUGACACUUUUGUGAUGAUAAUGGUGCAUAUUUGAUGGUUCACAGGUAUUUUAUGCUUCCAGUGGAUCAUUUAAGUGGCCAUAAGGGAUGCCUGAUAAGUUACACCAUGAAAACUUCUCAGGCACUGCUUUGAUGGUUUCCAUGUGUACAAAUGUGGUGGAAAGAAAGUUUUGUGUGCAAUUAAACCUGGAAUUUAGUCUUUCGAUUAUAGCUGGUGGUCAGAUCUAAUAUUGUUAUAUGAUUAUAUACGUAUACAAAUACCUAGUAAAUUCAUCCAUUUGUCUUAAAUGAUCUGUAUUUUUUGUUCUAUUUUAUUAUCCUGGAUUAGAUAGUAGCGGGGACUGAUUUUUGCCUUUCUCUUGCUCAAUUCUUACUUGUUUGACAAGCUGGUCCCGCGAAAGACAUAAUCUGUUGUACAUCUAAAUCAAAGCUUCAUGAUUUUACUGGUGAUCAUCUUAUAUUCAA
Molecule: messenger RNA, 2626 nt
Organism: Dendrobium catenatum
Lineage: Eukaryota; Viridiplantae; Streptophyta; Magnoliopsida; Asparagales; Orchidaceae
Exons: 3
Coding region: 422-2161 (579 amino acids)
Cellular component (GO): Ino80 complex
Source: RefSeq, a predicted model, not a curated record